CUUCCACCUGGCUCCACUUUACCACUGUCUUCUUCUUCUUCUUCUUCUUCUUCUUCCUUUCAUUAUUACCUUUUUCACCCUCUCACCUCAAUCUUACCCCUCGGCCCCUCACCAAAUCAAGAUACGGAGUACUUCAUUUUUCCACACAGAAAUUAACAACACAAACACAAACUCACAAAAUUCAUGGACUUCUCGUGCUACGACCUCCUCUUCUUCUUGCUCCACAAUCACAUCAACACCGUGCUUUAGGGUUCUUCCUUUGGAAUUUUCUUAGGAGAGAGAUACUUUGUUUUUCUUGGAAUGGCCACGCCAUUAACGGGGAUUGGACAUAGAGAUGGAGGUGGAGUUGCGAUUUUGGCAGGUCCAGUUAACGCGGUAGAUCCUUCGCCUCCGACUUCGUCCUCAUCAUCCAAACCUUCUUUGAAAAAUUCUGCUCAGAAAUCCCCCAUUUUGAUUUUUUUGUUCUUCCAUAAGGCUAUUAAAGCCGAGCUUGAAGGUCUUCAUCGUGCUGCUAUUGAUUUUGCCAAGAAUCACGGAACCGAUAUCCAGCCGUUGCUCAAGCGCUAUCAUUUUCUUCGUUGCAUCUACAAGCAUCACUGUAAUGCUGAGGAUGAGGUUAUCUUCCCAGCUCUUGACAUCCGCGUAAAAAAUGUAGCUAGAACCUACUCUCUGGAGCAUGAAGGUGAAAGUGUUCUCUUUGAUGAAUUGUUUGAGCUGUUGACCACAAAGGUACGAGAUGAAGAAACCUACCGAAGAGAAUUAGCUUCCCGUACAGGAGCCCUCCAAACGUCAAUCAGCCAGCACAUGUCCAAGGAAGAAAAGCAGGUGUUCCCUUUGCUUAUUGAAAAGUUUUCGUUCGAGGAACAGGCAUCACUAGUUUGGCGGUUCCUGUGCUCUAUACCUGUUAAUAUGAUGAUGGAGUUUCUUCCUUGGCUUUCAUCAUCUGUCUCCACCGACGAGAGUCAGGAUAUGCAGAAAUGUCUUCGCAAAAUUAUUCCAAAUGAGGAUCUUCUUCAUAAGGUCAUAUUCACCUGGAUGGAUGGAACUGAAAUGGAUAAACCUCGUUCAAGCUGUGGUACCACGGUGCAGUGCAGCAUAGACUCUACAGCAUGUGCUUCAGUGGGUCAAGCCAAAGGGUCAUCCUGUGCUUGUGAAUCUUCGCAGACUGGCAAAAGAAAACGCGUCAAACUGAGUAGUUCUACUGCAGAUUCAGAUCUCAGUUUCCCAAUAGAUGAGAUAUCACUGUGGCAUAAGGCGAUAAACAGAGAACUAAGUGAAAUAGCAGAAGCUGCUAGAAGAAUGCAGCUAAAAGAUGAAUUCUCUGAUUUGUCUGCAUUCAAUGAGAGGCUACACUUCAUUACUGAAGUUUGCAUAUUUCAUAGCAUCGCUGAGGAUAAGGUUGUAUUCCCUGCCGUAGAUGCAGAAUUGUCCUUUGCUCAGGAGCAUGCUGAAGAAGAAAGCAAAUUUCAGAAAAUCAGAUGCUUAAUAGAGAACAUACAGCUUGCCAACGCAGAAUCAUCUUUAGACGAUUUCUAUUCAAGACUAUGUACAUAUGCUGAUCAAAUAACAGGCACCAUACAGAAGCAUUUCCGGAACGAGGAAAUUCAGGUACUUCCACUUGCCCGAAAGCUAUUUAGCCCGCAGAGACAAAGAGAACUUAUGUACCAGAGCCUGUGUGUGAUGCCAUUGAAAUUAAUUGAACGUGUAUUGCCAUGGUUAGUCGGAUCACUUGGCGAAGAAGAAGCAAAGUGCUUUCUUAAAAACAUGUAUAUGGCAGCUCCAGCUGCAGAUGCUGCACUUGUUACACUUUUUUCUGGUUGGGCGUGCAAAGGUAGUAAAAUGAACGUCUGCUUGUCCUCAAGUGCAAUUGGUUGUUGUCCAGCUGGUCUGCUUAGUGGGGAAGGCAAUGAACAGUCUCUUGUUAGUGAAUACACUGCGUGCUUAUCCAAUGGGGAUAAAGCUUCCAUAACACAACAGGAUGAUGAAGAUCGGCCAUUCAAGCGGAGUAACAUGACAUCAAGAGAAGAGACUGGUAAUCUUGAAGACAGAAAAGGAGGUAAUUUCCAGUGUGGUACUCUAUCCUGUUGUGUCCCUGGUUUAGGAGUUAAUAAUGGUCACCUGGUAGUGAGUUCAUUAGCUGCUGCGAAAUCUCUACGUUCCUUGUCUCUUAGUCCCACUGCACCCUCCCUUAACUCGAGUCUUUUCAAUUGGGAGACUGAGAUAAGCAUUUCAAAUACUGGAUCUACUACGAGGCCUAUUGAUAACAUAUUUAAGUUUCAUAAAGCAAUCCGCAAAGACUUGGAGUACUUGGAUGCUGAGUCUGGAAAAUUAACUGAAUGUGAUGAGGCAUUUCUUAGGCAGUUUAGUGGCCGAUUUCGACUUUUGUGGGGACUGUACAAAGCUCAUAGUAAUGCGGAGGAUGACAUAGUAUUCCCAGCACUGGAGUCCAAGGAAGCUCUUCACAAUGUCAGCCACUCUUAUACUUUGGAUCACAAGCAAGAAGAGAUGCUUUUCGAGGACAUAUCUUCUGCACUGUCUGAACUUUCACAACUCUGCGGAGCAUUGAGUAGACCUAGUGCUGCUGAAGCCCCACGUGGAUACGACUCCAAUGAAAGCGACCCUGGUGAUAAAUUGAGGAAGUACCAUGAGCUUGCUACCAAGCUUCAGGGAAUGUGCAAAUCUAUAAGAGUAACUCUUGAUCAGCAUGUUCUCAACGAAGAGCGCGAGCUAUGGCCUCUGUUUGACAAACAUUUUUCCGUGGAGGACCAGGAUAAAAUUGUUGGCCAUAUAAUUGGUACUACUGGAGCAGAGGUGCUUCAAUCUAUGCUUCCAUGGGUAACUUCUGCACUAACCCAAGAGGAACAGAAUAAGAUGAUGGACACAUGGAAGAAUGCAACCAAGAACACUAUGUUUAGUGAAUGGCUUAAUGAAUGGUGGGAAAGCGCUACUCCCUCUCAACAAUGUUCAACAUUAGAGAUAAGUUCAACACAAGGCCAUGAUGUGUGCGAUGCUUUGGACUCCAGUGAUCAAACUUUCAAGCCUGGAUGGAAAGAUAUUUUCAGAAUGAAUCAGAGUGAACUUGAGUCUGAAAUAAGAAAGGUCUCUCGUGAUUCAAGCCUUGAUCCACGAAGAAAAGAUUACUUGAUUCAAAAUUUGAUGACCAGUCGCUGGAUCGCUGCUCAGCAGAAGAUUUCUCAUGAAGGGACAGGUGAAUCUUCAAAUGGCGAUGACCUGCUUGGAUGCUGUCCAUCAUACCGAGAUCCUGAGAAAAAAAUCUUUGGAUGUGAACACUACAAAAGAAAUUGCAAACUUCGAGCUGCUUGCUGUGGAAAAUUGUUCCCAUGUAGGUUCUGUCAUGACAAAGUCAGUGACCACUCCAUGGAUAGGAAAGUUACCACUGAAAUUAUGUGUAUGCGCUGCUGUAAAAUUCAGCCUGUUGGACCGGUUUGCACAACGCCUUCAUGCAAUGGACUUUCAAUGGCCCAAUAUUACUGUAACAUCUGCAAAUUUUUUGAUGAUGAGAGAAGUGUCUAUCAUUGCCCAUUCUGCAACUUGUGCCGUGUGGGGAAGGGCCUUGGUUCAGACUUCUUCCACUGCAUGACUUGCAAUUGCUGCCUGAGUGUGAAGCUGGUUGAUCAUAAAUGCCGUGAGAAAGGUCUGGAAACAAAUUGCCCUAUCUGCUGUGAUUUUCUCUUCACAUCAAGUGCAUCAGUCAGAGCUCUUCCCUGUGGCCAUUUUAUGCAUUCAGCUUGCUUCCAGGCCUAUACUUGCAGUAACUAUAUUUGUCCGAUUUGUAGCAAGUCCUUGGGAGAUAUGGCGGUCUAUUUUGGUAUGCUUGAUGCUCUGCUGGCUUCUGAACAGCUGCCUGAAGAUUAUAGGGAUCGCUGUCAGGACAUACUUUGCAAUGACUGCGGAAGAAAAGGAACUGCACGGUUUCAUUGGCUUUACCACAAGUGCGGAUUAUGUGGAUCAUACAAUACUCGUGUCAUCAGAAAUGGUCCUGCUGACUCCAACUGUUCAUCAUUGACAUAACAACAAAUUUUCAGUGUCCGCUUGGGUGGUUAUAUUGUAAAUAUCUUGGCGGCAGUACAUAUAAAACUUUAUUCUUUUUCCUCCCUUUACAAUGUUGUAGUAGUUGAAAAAUGGGGGUGUUGUGGGAAGGUUAAAUGAGUUGCUUGCUAUGUUGAGCGAUUCUUAGAUUUCCAAAAUUUUUGGCCAAACAAGGAGUCAAAUCCUCUUGCAGUUUAUCGAUUAUUGCUUUUUCACAA
Molecule: messenger RNA, 4268 nt
Organism: Spinacia oleracea (spinach)
Lineage: Eukaryota; Viridiplantae; Streptophyta; Magnoliopsida; Caryophyllales; Amaranthaceae
Product: zinc finger protein BRUTUS
Exons: 14
Coding region: 301-4032 (1243 amino acids)
Biological process (GO): protein ubiquitination; ubiquitin-dependent protein catabolic process
Cellular component (GO): nucleus
Molecular function (GO): zinc ion binding; ubiquitin protein ligase activity
Source: RefSeq, a predicted model, not a curated record